This is a messenger RNA of Plasmopara halstedii, 530 nucleotides long. RefSeq lists its product as uncharacterized. The transcript has a single exon. Bases 210 to 440 code for a protein of 76 amino acids. NCBI's taxonomy places the organism in Eukaryota, Oomycota, Peronosporomycetes, Peronosporales, Peronosporaceae. The record is from RefSeq and is a predicted model, not a curated record.
GGGGAACGGCGGCUUUACGUAUAUUUGUAUGGGUGUUCGCGUGCCCAUACGAGCGCGUGUUCCGGUUCGUUUAAGUUGAGUUCAACAACGUAUACCCUCUGGCGUGACAGGCCGGAUCGUGUCAAUCAAUGCAAUCAUGAACGUCUUGGCUUCCUAGUCUUAAGAAGCAGCCUCGCGCACAAGGAGCUUGAAAGCCCGAAGCUUCCGCAAUGUUGGCAGCCAGCCAAAAACCCGAUUUUAAGAAAUAUUUUUCAUGGCAUAAAUUUUACCUUGGAAGAGGCGAGACUCUUUCCGCGAAUGAUUUACUCGAAGACCAGAUGAUGCGUCAUAAUUCGACAACUUUACGAAUAUGGAAGAGGCCACCUCCAUUCUCUUCGAUUACAGUGAUGAUAUUCACUGAACAAGAGAAGAGGUUGCACGGCAAGUGCAGCAGCUCGUAAAGUGGUGGUCACGCUGAACUUCAGAGCUCGUGGCAGUCAUAUGACCGACCCCAGGGUGCUUCUUAGGCUCAGCGAACGAAACGAAUGGCA